This is a messenger RNA of Salvelinus fontinalis (brook trout), 2081 nucleotides long. Its product is annotated as ras-related protein Rab-15-like. Gene Ontology annotation, molecular function: GTPase activity; GTP binding. Gene Ontology annotation, biological process: Rab protein signal transduction. Bases 277 to 915 code for a protein of 212 amino acids. Lineage: Eukaryota; Metazoa; Chordata; Actinopteri; Salmoniformes; Salmonidae. The record is from RefSeq and is a predicted model, not a curated record. The transcript is spliced from 6 exons.
UGAAAAGCGGAUGCUGCCGAGAGCUUCCCCCGCCACCGCACCCAUCAGAGGAGGAGAGGGCUGGAUGGAAUCUGGACCCUUCUCUUAUAGCUCGGCUUUGUUAUCAAAGAGACCGCUCCUCCUGGUUUGAUAGACAGAGCUGCUCACCGGUUUCUCGAAAGAGUACCCAAAGACUUCAUUGCAUUUUGGGGCAGACAUGGGCUGGGGUGUAGCUGUGUUGCUUUUGGAAAUUCGUUGCUGAGUUAGCUUUCUGGCUGUUCUAAUUUCUAAGACGCUAUGGCUAAGCAAUAUGAUGUGCUCUUCCGACUCCUGCUGCUCGGAGACUCGGGGGUUGGAAAAACAUGUUUAUUAUGCAGAUUCACGGACAACGAAUUUCACCCGUCUCACAUUUCCACAAUCGGAGUCGAUUUCAAAAUGAAGACGCUAGAGAUAGAUGGCAUCAAAGUGCGGAUACAGAUAUGGGACACAGCAGGACAGGAGAGAUAUCAGACCAUCACUAAGCAGUACUACAGACGAGCACAGGGAAUCUUCCUGGUUUACGACAUCACAAGUGAGCGAUCCUUCCAGCACAUCAUGAAGUGGGCCAGCGACGUGGACGAGUAUGCUCCUGAUAACAUCCAGAAGAUCCUCAUAGGGAACAAGUCAGACGAGGAGGAGAAGAGGCAGGUAGCUACAGAACAGGGCAACAAGCUGGCCAAGGAUUAUGGGAUGGACUUCUUUGAGACAAGUGCCUCCACCAACUAUAACAUCACAGAGUCCUUCACACGAUUGGCUGAGCAGGUCCUGGCAGCCAAUAAGAAGGACCUGGACCUCCUAAGGGCGUCGGUCACAGACGAGCUCAACCUCACCGCCCUGGAGGAGGAGGAGGGCAUCACAGACGGGGCCACCGCCUCAAAGAAGGGCUGCUGGUGUUAAGGACUGGGCCUGGUCAAAAGUAGUGCACUAUGUAGGAAAUGGGGUGAGAAAAGUAGUGCCCUAUGUAGGGAAUAGGGUGCCACUUCUUAUGUAAGGACUGGGUCUGGAUGCGUCUCAAAACACCCUAUUUCCUAUGCGAGAUCUGGUUUAAAGUAGUGCACUUUGUAGGGAAUAGGGUGGAGGGUGACACUUCUCUUCUUCAUGUUAAACCGGAUUAACGUAGCCGAUUGCCGUUCUACCAUCGUAGGUGGUGUACUGGCGUUUGAUAGGUUUUUUUAAAUUGUAUUUUUCAUUGUAGUUGAUAGGUUUUGCCACAAGAGGGUGCUGCUGUUACAUGCUGCAUUAUAUACGAAGCUUUCAGUAUUUAGAGUAGACCGCAGGGCUGUUGAUAAAGUGGUCACGACCCAUUACACUGUUCUACUGUAAUGCAUCUCAAAUGCUCCACUGUUCCCUUUUAUAGUACACUGCUCGGCUAAGCUCAGACCUACUGCACCAUAGGGAAUAGACUGUUGUUCGUGGUGCAGACUAUGUUCUAUUUAGUUUCAGCCUCGUCAUUUUGUUUCUCACUCAAAGCAACUUUCAAUGACAAUGUACAUAAGACUCCUAGUUUUAAUUGAACGUAUUACCAUUACAGGCCUGUAUAAAGUGUGGACAUUUUCGAUGGUCUUAAAAUGUUCCCUCUGUGAUUCUAUCUGUGAUGACGUAUUUUGUUUUCUUCUGUUUUAUGUCAUGUUAUCCAGACUAGCAAACGACCAGCCAGAGAUCUGCAUGCGUCCACACUUCAAGCCUCAUAGUUUUUUUAUUUCCUUUCUUGCAACUUCAAUGAAGUUAAUUAUUCAACUGAUCCUCUUCAUUAUACACUUAAUUUAGAAUUUGACCAGAGUGGUCGGAUGUUAUUAUUCCUAACCCGGCCUAUUCUCUCUACGACUGACACAAUGUUAAUACUGCUACCAUCAACAAAAACUCAUGUUUAUGUGUACAAGUGAUAAUAUGGUAUGUAGUAUUGAAUGAAAUACUGGACUAUGAUUUCUAGAUACAGAUGAAAUGUAUGUGUGUUUGAUGAUGGGGGGAAAGUACUUUUUGAAUUGCAUUUGGUGGAGAUAUAUAAUGUGCCAACAUUGUAAUUAUUUCACAUGUUUAUUGAAUAAAUACUUGCAGAUGAAUGA